Molecule: messenger RNA, 3219 nt
Organism: Larimichthys crocea (large yellow croaker)
Lineage: Eukaryota; Metazoa; Chordata; Actinopteri; Sciaenidae
Gene: nmt1a
Product: N-myristoyltransferase 1a
Exons: 12
Coding region: 62-1519 (485 amino acids)
Biological process (GO): N-terminal peptidyl-glycine N-myristoylation
Cellular component (GO): cytoplasm
Molecular function (GO): glycylpeptide N-tetradecanoyltransferase activity
Source: RefSeq, a predicted model, not a curated record
GCGUCGAGGCAGGUUUAAAGCCGUCGAUGGCACGCGGUGGCUGCUCACUUCCUGGUUGAAGAUGGCGGAUGAGAAUGAGACAGCACCGAUGCCGGAGAAAGAAGAUGUAGAGGACCACGGACACUGCAGCGACUGUGAAAACGAAGAGCACCACUUCGACGAUGGUGACAGGGGUCUGGGCGACGACACCGGCGCCAAGAAGAAGAAAAAGAAGCAGAAAAAGAAGAAGAAAUCCGCUGCCACAGAAGCCGCUCAGGACCCCCUCGCCAAGGUGAAUUCGUUGCCAGCUGAUAAGCUACAGGAGAUCCAAAAGGCCAUUGAACUGUUCUCUGUAGGCCAAGGUCCUGCCAAAACCAUGGAGGAGGCAACUCGGAGGAGCUACCAGUUCUGGGACACACAGCCUGUGCCCAAGCUGGGGGAGACCGUGACAUCACAUGGCUCUAUUGAACCUGACAAAGACCACAUUCGUGAGGAGCCCUACAGCCUCCCGCAGGGCUUCAGCUGGGACACCCUCGACUUGGGGAACCCUGCUGUGCUCAAGGAGCUCUACACGCUUCUCAAUGAGAAUUAUGUUGAAGAUGACGACAACAUGUUCCGCUUUGACUACUCCCCUGAGUUCCUGCUCUGGGCCCUGCGGCCUCCUGGCUGGUUGCCCCAAUGGCAUUGCGGAGUGAGGGUUAACUCCAACCAGAAGCUUGUAGGCUUCAUCAGUGCCAUUCCCGCCACCAUCGGUAUCUAUGACAUAGAAAAGAAAAUGGUUGAGAUCAACUUCCUCUGCGUCCACAAGAAGCUUCGCUCCAAACGAGUUGCUCCGGUUCUGAUUAGAGAAAUCACCAGACGGGUCAACCUGCAGGGUAUCUUUCAGGCGGUCUACACUGCUGGAGUGGUUCUGCCUAAACCUGUGGGCACAUGCAGGUACUGGCAUCGCUCGUUGAACCCACGCAAGCUUAUCGAGGUGAAGUUCUCCCACCUGAGCAGGAACAUGACUAUGCAGCGCACGAUGAAGUUGUACCGUCUGCCUGAGGCGCCUAAGACUCAAGGUCUGCGGCCGAUGACAAAGAAGGAUGUGCCGGUGGUGCAUCGCCUCCUCCGUGAGUAUUUGAGCCAGUUCAACCUGGUGCCCGCCAUGAACCAGGAAGAGGUAGAACACUGGCUGCUGCCCCGGGAGAAUAUUAUCGACACUUACCUGGUGGAGAACGAUGGCAAGGUGACUGAUUUCUUGAGUUUCUACACACUGCCCUCAACCAUUAUGAAUCACCCUGUGCACCGCAGCCUAAAGGCAGCGUACUCCUUCUACAACGUGCACACCACCACCCCCCUGCUCGACCUGAUGUCUGACGCCCUCAUCCUGGCCAAAUCGAAAGGGUUUGAUGUCUUCAAUGCACUGGAUCUAAUGGAAAACAAGACUUUCUUGGAGAAGCUUAAGUUCGGCAUCGGUGAUGGAAAUCUACAGUAUUAUCUGUACAAUUGGAAGUGUCCCAGCAUGGGGUCAGAAAAGGUUGGGUUGGUGCUGCAGUGACACCCCUUUUACGCCAUACACGAGUGUCACCGACAGGCCAGGAGAGACCACACCAUCGCACUGACCACCUGACAGAUGGACUGAUGACUUCCUGCUUCAGGAAAGGAAAAAAACCCACCGCCCAUUUUUACUUUUUGACCUUUUGAACUUUGACCUGCACUACCGCUGCCAGGCAGGGAGGCAGGGGGAGUCUUCCUGCUCUUCCUCCUCCCUCGAUCACAUGGACCUUAAGCCAUUGUAGUUACCAUCCCAAACAACUGUAUUUCAUCUGAGAGCUGUCUUGAUUGUACCAAACGCACACACACACAGACACCCACAUACAUACACACAAGAACAGUUUGCACAGAUUACUGUAUACCAAACACUCACUGUUGGCAUACCUACAAAACAUACAAGACAUGUAAAUAAUAUCAAACAUGACUGCGGAUUAUGCCCCAACACAUCCAGACUAGAAUCUACUGUUUGAUUUUAUUAUCAUAAAUGUUGGAAGUGCUUUUUGCAAUUAAAAUAAAUCUGUCAUCCUUCAGUUUUAGAGAUUAAAAAAAAAAAAAAAAUCAAAAUGAUCAAAAAAUAUUUUAAAGAGGAAAAGGCUCAAAAAGGUGAGGUAAUAAAUACCAAAAGUGGACACCAGAUAAGGGCUUCUGUUAAGAUUUCUCUCGUCAUGCUUGACCCCGUCUGUCUGUUUUAUUAUUUUUCUCAUCAAACCCUCCGUUCUGCCAGUCACCACGGAGCUGUUUAAGCACUGCUUGAAGAAGAUGUUCAUGCCACAGUUGGCAUACAUCUUCUCGUCUGUGCUAACUUUCAUGACCCUCCUCCAGCUUGCUGCACUAACAGAAGACACCCUUGAAACACAGACUGAUAACAGUGGGUCCAAGUCGGUUCAUCAGAGUACGAAUCGCUGUGGACGAGGCUUCCACACAAGGCUGAAGGUGUUCUGGCGGGUUUACUCAACACAGCAGUGGUCAGAAUUGUAAUGACACCUUGAUUUAACUGUUCCCCAGUUUCAAUAUCCACCCUACUCAAACUCUGAAAGAGCAUAGGUUGAAAUCAGAAGUCGGAUAUCUUUGAGGGCACGUUGGAAGUCUUUUUGAGCUAAUUAUACAAUCUUUGCUUGAGUGAAUCACACAGGAAGUCUUAAAAAUAGUAAAAUUAAUAUAAAAAAGAAGAAGAAAAGCUGAAUACUGAACAGUGAAGUCUAAGUUUACAUGCACAUGGUACAUACUGUGUUAGUUCUUUGCCGUAUGAAUGCAUGAUCAUUGUUUUUGUCUUAUUUCAUGAAAUGUCACUGAUAUUAUGCUUCCAUAAGCUUUUAUAAGGAAGUGACAACAAACACAAUGGUGUUAACUGACAGGAUAUGAAAUACGAGCUUUGCAAGUAGCAUUUCAUCUCGAUACAGCGUUUGGAGUGCUACGCUGAUGAUGUGGGUGGUGUUGGUGUGUUAAAGUCUGAGGGUUCAGGGUGGAUGUUGGAACUGAGCAGCAGUCUAGACUUUCAGGACAUUGUGCCGGCCGGGUGGUGGUGGUGGUGAUGAUGAUGACUGAGGGGUGAAUGACUCUUGGCUCUUAAAGUGUUUCUUAUGUAAAAUGUUGAAUCUCUUUGCAAACAGAUGUAAAAGAAUUAGUAGGUCUCAUGGUGUUAUGAUGCAGGAAAAGACUGUGAAGAUGCCGGUGAUUUUUUUUUUUUUUUUUUUUUUUUUUUUU